Messenger RNA from Dendroctonus ponderosae (mountain pine beetle), 10459 nucleotides. RefSeq names its product adenomatous polyposis coli homolog. Gene Ontology annotation, molecular function: beta-catenin binding; microtubule binding; gamma-catenin binding. Gene Ontology annotation, cellular component: beta-catenin destruction complex; cytoplasmic microtubule; catenin complex. NCBI's taxonomy places the organism in Eukaryota, Metazoa, Arthropoda, Insecta, Coleoptera, Curculionidae. The record is from RefSeq and is a predicted model, not a curated record. The coding region runs from base 160 to 9597 and encodes 3145 amino acids. Gene Ontology annotation, biological process: positive regulation of protein catabolic process; cell migration; nervous system development. The transcript is spliced from 48 exons.
AACAUUCUAGGCCAAAUCCCAUACAAUCGCACGAGCUUGUUAGGUUUCACUUGAAAAUAUAAACUAUAAAUCAGGAUAUUAGAUUCGCCAGUGUAUAGAUUCAUUCAAUUUUCAUGUCUUUGCAGCAUAUUUUGGAGGGGCUGACGCUGAUUUUUAGCCAUGUCUCUGCCAGUCUCUCAUUAUGAAGCCCUGCUAGCUGAAGUACGGGGGCUCAGACGCAAGGCUGAAAGGGUGCAGCAGCUUGCCCAACCGUUAAUAGUGGGGACCCGUUCGCAACGUUUCCAGAAUGACUCGCCUCUAGACUACACCAUGGAGUCUCUUCUUGCUAAAAGGCAGCACAACACUUCCGAUAACUCCCCCAAUUACGAUCAAAGAUCAUCGGGCUCAGAACAGGAUCGUGUAUCCAGCGAAGAUGAGUGUCGCUUGAGAGAUCGGGCUUCUAGAAGCCAAAUGUCCGUUAGCAGCGAACCGGUUACUAAUCAGACCCCUAUUGACUCAAUGUACCAUGGGGCGUGGCCCAACGUUCCUAGAACUCUUUGGAACUCUGAGCCCGCCAGUUUAGGCAAAACCAGCCAGAGCCGCAAGAAUUCAACUGCCUUUGAUGGGGGAUAUCAGAAUGAAGUGGCAUCAGUGAUGUCUUUUGCAUCUAGUUCGGGCGGAGCGCCGAUAGACUCAGCGCUAUGCAAUGCCGGUCAAAAUUGGUCUUCUCAGCAGCUGGAAGCGAAAAUGGACGUGGUUAAUAGCCUACUAUCAAUGCUGGGCAGUCAGGAGCAUGUUGAUAUGGGGGAAACUUUGCUAGCGCUCAGCACUUGCCAGGAGAGUUGCUUAGCGAUGAGGCAAUCAGGUUGUAUUCCAUUAUUGGUUCAGCUGGUUCAAUCGGAUAAGGACAACGACACGCGAAAAAAAGCCGCUCACGCGUUGCAUAAUCUUGUCAAUUCGCAACCGGAUGAGCAAAUUCGGAAGCGGGAAUUGAGAAUUUUGAAGCUUUUGGACGACGUUAGGCAGUACAUUGAGUGCCUGAAGUACAACAUGGAGUUCCAGUCCGCCACUUACGAGCCUGCACCUUUAUCUCCAGACGAUGAUGGAGACAGACAUCCAGUGCAAACGAUCGCGCAUUUAAUGAAGCUUUCCUUCGAUGAGAGCCACCGACAAGCCAUUUGCCUAUUGGGUGGAAUUUAUACAACCGCUACUUUGGUGGAGACAGAGCACACUUUGCACGGCAACGCAAUGCAAAAUGGAAACUGUAUUCUAAUGCGAAGAUACGCUUGCAUGACGCUCACCAAUCUCACUUUUGGCGAUAGCGGCAACAAGACACUACUGUGUUCUUUUAAGGAGUUUAUGCGCAAUUUGGUUCAGCAAUUGCAAAGCCCCAGUGACGAAUUAAGACAAGUAACAGCAAGUGUCCUUAGAAAUCUGUCUUGGAGAGCGGACUCAACCAGCAAGGAAAUCCUUAGGGAAGUGGGCAGCGUUACGGGUCUAAUGAAGGCAGCGAUGAUCCAGAACAAAGAAAACACCCUAAAGUCGAUCUUGUCCGCCCUUUGGAACCUUUCCGCCCAUUGCACAGAGAACAAGUCAGAAAUAUGCGGGGUCGCAGACGGCCUGGGCUUUAUAGUCAACAUGCUAACAUACAAAACGCCUUCGAAGAGCUUGGCCAUCAUAGAAAACGCCGGUGGGAUUUUGCGGAAUAUUUCCAGCCAAAUUGCUGUCAGGGAUGAUUACAGGGAAAUUCUUCGACAACACAAUUGCCUACACAUUUUGCUAGAGCAGCUGAAGUCGCCAAGUCUGACGAUCGUGUCGAAUGCCUGUGGCACCUUGUGGAAUCUAUCAGCCAAAAACGCUGAAGAUCAGGAGGCUCUUUGGCAAAUGGGCGCGCCUGCCAUGCUUCGCAGUCUCAACCAUUCGAAGCACAAGAUGAUCGCCAUGGGAUCCAGUGCGGCUCUGAAGAACCUGAUCAGCUGCAGACCACAGCAGAGUUUGGCUCAAAAAAUGGAUUCCACAGCACUUGCGUUGAAUCUACCGGAACUUCCCACUUUGGGUGCAAGGAAACAGAAAGCUUUAUUGCAGGAUUUGGAUCAAAAUCUCACCGAAACCUAUGAAAACAUUGAUAAAGACUCACCAGUGAAGUCAAACGCCACGACUGGUGCCGCCGGUUUUUUGUCUGGCAAUCGGGCUACUUUAACCAGUCCUGAUCACUUUGUGAACGCUUUUGCCAGUCUAAACUUGAACGAACCGUCCACUAGUUAUGGCGCUGAGUUUAGACACAAGUCGAAAAUUCCUCAGAACUUCGGAGGAUCAAGCUUACCAUACGUGCCACAAUCCAAUAGGCGUUCAAAUCCAGCCUCUUUCUUGCCAGUUCGGACCAAGUUUUCUGGCCGUAGCUACGAAGACGACACGCCUGAACAACCUAUUGAUUACAGCCGGAAAUAUUCAGAGACCACAGUGGGAAAGAAAAUAAAUCCCAGCGGCGCUUCGUCUGAUCUGAGGCAAACCGACAAUAGCCGGAUUUAUGCAAACCAGAAAGAAGUUAAUUUUACCAUAGGAUAUACGGAAACGGAUUUAGAUCAGCCCACAGACUACUCCCUGAGAUAUGCCGACGAUGACUCGUAUUCGGAUAUUUGCGGAAAAAUCACUAAGCAGGAGUUCGUUCAGGACACCGUAAAAACGUACUGCACCGAAGGAACUCCCUAUGAAUCGCCCUUUGUGUUUUCGAAUGCCACUUCAAUGUCCGAUCUGAGAAAUGUUGGAAAUAUGGAUGAUAAACCGGAGAUUGACAACGAUAUUCAGAAAGAGCUGGACAAAAAGGACAAUAAAGAGACAAAGCACGUUGAUGAGAAAGAUCGCUGCUCGACCGAAGACAUCUCAGAAAUGGAAAACACCGUGGGAAAGCCGCAAAAGUCCGAAUUCAGUUCCGGAAUUAUGACGCCGGAAAAACCAGUGAAUUACUGCGAGGAAGGCACGCCGAGUUGUUUCUCAAGAGUUAGCAGUUUUAGCUCUGAUCUGGAUUCGAUUCAGGUGAAACAGGAGGCGAACUUGGACACAUCCGGAUUGGAACAGAAAACGACACCAGGAGGCAGGGAUAAAAUUAGUACAACCCCGAAGACUCCAAACGAGGCCAAAGUUGUGAAGUUCGAACAGGUAGUGAAUUAUGCUGAGCAAACACCGCUGGUGUUUUCACGCUCCAGCUCUUUGGCUUCUCUGGACAGCAUUGAGCAACAUUCGAUUCACGACGAUAGAAGUUCAGUAGUGUCGGACUUUAGGACAAGUUCUGUUCGAUUGACCAGUGGGAUGGUGUCUCCAAGUGAACUACCCGACUCCCCAACCCAAACGGUGCCCUCAAGUCCGCGCUCUUCCAAAGGCAAACUGGGCUUCCCACAUUCUUCCAAACAAUUGCGAGACAAUAAGCAACGGCUUCCGCAAAAAUCCAGCGUUUUCGAGGACAACACCACCAAGUAUAAGGAAGAAAACACUCCGAUGCAUUUUUCCACAGCCACCAGCUUGAGCAGCCUGACGAUUGAUGAUCAUGAAGAUCCCGGGAACGCCAGUUCAAGCAGCAAGACGCCCGAUACUAAAGUGCUUCAGCCGCUAGAAAGGCGGCCUUGUUUGGGAGCGGAAUGUGAAUUGUACGACCAGCAAGGAGAUCAACAGGAGAAAAAGGACAUUGAAAAGGAGAGUCGGUGCGAAGAAGACUCAUGUUCGGAUGAUGAUAAGCUUUUGGCGGCCUAUAUGAACGAUGGAAUCCAGUCCAAUAUAUCGGCCCCAACUGCCAGUACAGCCUCAACAAUGCUUAUUAGUCCCAAUUAUAAAUAUCAGCACAUGAAAAUGCCUGGAGGUACCGGAAUUCCUCUGAUGCGGCGAACUCCGCCAAGGCAUUUGUCGUCCACGUUCCCCAGUGAGGCUCCAACAACUUACUGUACUGAAGAUACUCCAGCUGAAUUAAGCAGAACUGGCUCAUGCUCCAAUUUGAGCACGCUCUCCAUUCCCACCGAGGCAAAAAGCAAAGUUGGGGAUUUCUCAGACGAUUCAAGCAAUUUGGAUGAAGAAAGUGAACAGCUGCUGGCGGAAUGCAUCGAGAUGGGCAUGCAAGACUUUCACUCGAGCUCUCUGGCCGUUCCUCAAAACAACAAAAGCAAGGCUGGUAACUUUUCAGAUGAUUCCAGCAUCUUAUCCGAGGACACUGAGAAGCUUCAACAAGAGUGCAUCGAAUCGGUCAUGCCCAAACCUAAGACUGAAUUUCGCAGUUAUCAUUCGAGUUUGAACAGUGUUCUCACCUGCCAAGACAACAGAACAAAGUCCGGAGAGAUUUCAGAGGAUUCAGGCAGUGAGAAGCUGUUGGAGGAAUGCAUUGAAUCGACCAUGCCCAAGCCAAUACUUAAAGGCUUCCAUUCAAGUUUGAGCAUCGGCGAUAAAAAAAGCAAAUCGGAUAUUUCAUCAGACGAUUCAGAUACUGAAAGGCUUCUGCAGGAAUGCAUCAAAGUAGGGGAGUCGCAAUUUUCUGGAUUUCGCCCCCCUUUGAGUAAUGCGUCGAUUUCCAAAGACCACCGAAACAAACGUGGUGACCUGUCUGACGAUACCGGAAGCAGCUUGAUUACAGAGCAGGAAUUGAUUCUAGAAUCAUGCGUUGAAGGCAGCCUGUCUGCGCCUCCAACUCAGCAAAAACGAGUCAAUGAUGUGCCUUCAGCGACAUGUUUUGCGACUGAAACGUGCCCGAAAAUGAAGCAAGAUAUCGUUUUGCCCCAAAAUCCCGAUGGAAAUCUGCUCAAGCAAAUGCCUCGGCAACCACAAGCGUAUUCGAAAUUAAGUACCCUGCCGAUUCCUGUUGGUAACAAAGCCAAAGCUGCUGGUGAUAUUUCAGACGAUUCUGGUAGCAGUUUGACGACAGAGCUGGAACUACUUUUGGAAGAUUGCAUUGAGAUAGGGGCACGUGAAAGAAUAAUAUAUCCAUUAAAUGAGCAUAAUUUGAACGUGAGAAGUCAACCAAUUUCGAUCGAAUGUAAAAGCAGAGGCGGUUAUUUCCCAGAAGACAUUUCCAGUAGUUUGGCUCUGGAACGGGCACUGGUACCUCAAAGCAAACAGCCACUUAAAGAGCAUAAAGUGAAUGUGCAGAACCAACAGAUUGAUACUGCUCGUAAAAGCAGGGGCCUUUAUUUCUCAGGCGAUUCUGCCAGGAAUUUGACUUUAGAAGAACAGCGGCUUUUACAUGGAACCGUCGAAACCGCGAUGCCUCAAGGGAGGGAACCCUUGAAAGAGCAUAAGCCGGACAUGCAAAGCCAGCCAACUCGCAGUGAUCGUAGAAGCAAAGGCGGUUAUUUCUCAGACGACUCUUGCAGUAGCUCGUCUUUAAACCAAAAAAAAGUUUUAUACGAAUGCAUUCAAGGGAGCACGUCCCGUCCCAAGCCGCAAGUUUCAGGCUCUAAUUCACGCGCAAAAUCCGUCCACCGUUCCAUUCCGCAGAAAAAUAAAUUCGAAUAUCUUUCCAACGAUUCGAUAAGCAGUUUUAAUACAGAAGAUUACCUGUUGGAUGGAUAUAUUGCUACAGGCAUGCCGCAACCAAAAUCACGAAUUCAAGCCCCUUCGGAUCAACUCAGAGUAAAUUCCAGUGGAGUUUUGCCAAGGCGGCCGUCGCAGCCAAUUAAACAGAGCAAUCAAUUAAGGGGCGACCAGAAGUUGGCACGCAAAUCCGGUGAAUCCUUAAAACCGCCCCAAAGUUAUUCCCAUAAUCGGCAAGGUCUGGAACAUCAAAAGAUCGAUAAUAGAGCGAGGCGAUUUGUUGGACGGGAAGCUAAGGUGAUGAGAGAACGCAGGGAAAUGUCGUUGCCCGCGUAUUUCUCCACAAUGAAGGACGAACUCGCUAAGUAUCAAGAGGAGGACAGUCCGGCUCAAUUCUCCUUGCGCUCCAGUUUAAGCGAUUUAACUGUGGAUGGAAGUGUCGCUGGCGUUACACCAGCCGUUAGGCAGCAUAAUGUGGGCAUGAGGAAGGAAUACGAUACCGCAGGCCCGAGCAGGGCACCGUUAGGUUCAGAUAACAGGGCGCCCAUUCGCGACAAACAAAGUAGGCAUUCGUUCUCUUCAGUUAGCUCCACCGAAGAAGAACGCGCAUUAUUACAAGAAUGUAUGAACAUUGGAAUGUACAGUGCAUUGCGGGACGAUCAAGCAUUUAACCGGCCACGGAUACCAAGAGAUGUUUUAGGCAUAGCAGCUAGAUCAGUUUCCAACGUUGAAAGGCGCCAUGAAAGGAGCGAAUUGCCGAGAGGAACGGACCCGAUUAGUAGGUCAAAAAACGCGAAUGCUGCGUCUGUUGCCGAGAGCACAGCGGUAACGCCGCUGCUAGCAAACGAGCAACGUCCCAAAAUGUCAAUCCAGGUAGCAGACGUAGAAAAAAGUUCAUUUUAUGUAGGUGUCGCACAAGAUCGGAGCGCCACAGAGAAAUGCGGCAGCUCCGAUCGCCAAACGACGGAUCAUUCGGUCAAACAGUUAGAGGACGUGAAACCAGAGAUCCAACCAGCAUCAGAUACCUUACCAGCCAGCAUCUCAGCUACAGAAGAGACACCUUCGACCGAUCAAACGAAGAGUGGAUCUAGCAAAUCAGGCAGUCAGUUUUUGGAGGCCAGCUUCGAAAACGACUUUACCUUUUCGAGUUCCGACAAUUGCGCCAAUCUGAACAACGUUUUCAACAGGAGCUGCGAGGAAUCGGGGACGUUGGUUGAUAAUCGUAUGCUGGAUCCUGAUGCGAUGAUCGAGUCCCUUGAUAGUGAUUCUCCUAGGUUUACUGCGAAACUUGUGAGCCAAGCCAGUCAACUGAACAAGGAAAAGGGCAAUGAAGUUGAGCGACAGCAGGAAAAUUCAACAGUGUCCAUCAACGACGACAGCACAUGGAACGAGGACUCUUCGCAAACUGAACUUACCUUUCCCACCAUAUCGGGCAGCGCCCCCAAUGUCAUCACUUUCGAUAGCGAUUCCGGCAAUGUGGAUGUGGUGGAUGGCGCUGACCGAGCCGAUGAAGGAAUCAGCAACGAUUUCUCGUCGGUGAACACCAACACUAUGACUGAGAGCACGCUUAUUGCCAUUGAAGCCAACAAAAUGGUGACGGUGUUCAAAGAGGAGGCAGAAUUGUCGCAAAGCAUUGCCAGCGCUAAAUCCUUGGACUUGGACUUGGACUCGAUAAUGCCACCUUCGCAGCUCAACUCACUAACCGGCAGCGUUACUGGGUUUGAGAAAGGCCAACCAAAGAGUCCGAAGGCGGUGUUUAGGAAGAAAUCGCUCCCCAGCAGUCUGUUGGUCAAACGGGCGUUGAGCAACUCGUUGAAUCAGGGCUCCAGUCUGGAAAGCCUCUACAACAACAGCCUGGGGAAUAUUGAGGGAACGAAUCCGCCCUCCGAGAUGCAAAACCUGGGCGAUAUGGAAAGCAGCAUCAUAAGCGUGGCGAGUUUGCCUUUAGAAGGCGCGGACAUCAACAAUCCAAUGGAAAAAGCCGCCAGCUGCAAUCCACACCCCAUAUUCAACGUCAAGCAGCAGUUCGCCCAAUCAACUGCGGACCUGGAAAUGAUCAAUCCGCCUUCAAUAUUCAACGAUAUCACCGAUAUGUGCAAUUCUCUAGCGGAUGUCGCGACGGAGAUUAUCGGAACGGAAACCAGCACGUUCGAGGACUGUUUAACUCACGUGCCAGACGACAGCACUUUGCCGUUGGACCCGACGGAGUUCAGUGAUGCCAACAGUCUGACUCCCAUUCAUUCAGACUUCAGUAGCGCUGAAACCACCCCGAAAAGGACCAGCAAGUCGUUGAGUAAAAGCAUGAUGACCAAACAAAGACGAAACCUGGCAAGGGAUCGAUACAAAACCUAUGUGGUGGCUGCCGAAAAAGUGAUGCAAGAGUCCAUCGAAAUGGAAACCAAAGAACGAACAGCAGCGGAAGAAAAAAGUUCUGGUGGCGACGAAAAUCUGAUUGACGAUUACCAAACUUCGCACGAUAAGACUGAAGGUUUCGACUCUCUUACCUAUACGGUUAAGUCAGGGAAAAUCACGCCGAAGGAGCGAAGGAAAAUGGAUCGGGCCCGAUUUGAGACUCGCGUUUUGGACGAAUCCAGUGUUCAUGUUGCGAAAGUCGACCAAUCACCUGAUUCUAGGGCGUCCAGUGCCAGUCCCAGUCCAACCAGAAGCAAGCUGAGCAUACGCAAGAAUUUCAUGCAGAAAAGACUGGAAAACAAGGAACGAUUCAGAACACAAACAGUGAGCGAAAGCAGUUUCGGCUCUCCAGAGCUUUCAACCGGUUCGCCGCCAUGCGAAAGCAACGACAUUCACGCUCUGGUUGAGAAAGAGGCCAAUCUGGUGCUGAAAAACAUCCGAGACAGCAAAUGCCUCCAAGACGAAAUGCUGGACUUUGAGACGCUCAGCUUGCUUUCGAACGAUGACGAUUCAGAGCACAAUUCUGGAGUUGCGGUCAACUACAACACAUAUCACAAAAGUUGGACUUCGAAUAAGCCGGAGGUGCCCGUUGUGGCUGCUGAAACCGUCAGGCCAUGCGUUGAAGAAUCGUUACCGACUGCUGUUGACGAACAACCAACAUGCGAAGAGCCUUCACUACCGGAUGAGACUUUGAUCAAUUCGCCGCCGGAAUCUGAAGAAGAGGAAUCGAAACCGGCUAAGUCCAAAAUAGUGAAACCCAUAGCCACAGAAGAGCCAGAGCCUGAGGAGCAGCCCAAAGGAAUCCGCGGGCGAAGGAAGAUGUUGUAUUCGAAGGCGAACGCGGUAAACAAAGUGGGGCCAAAGACCAUCAAGCCGGCUAAAACCAUGGCGGUUUCCAGUUUGGUCAAAAACGUGACCUCCACUAUAAAAUCAGGCAACGCCAUGAAGAACGUGACGACUACGCGCGCUAAAUCCUCGCCCUCAAUCAGGCCCCCAAUGCCCAGCCAGGUGAAGUCCAGCGGUUAUGGAUAUACGAAAAGCAGCCCCAAUCGGAGUGGAGGCAACAGCCCGAAGCACUCUCCUAAAGGAACGCCGCCUUUGGAGCGCCAAGGCACUUUCACCAAAGACGAAUCAUCGCCCAGUAAUUCGCCAAAGGCUUCAUCAAGUAUGCCAACUCCUCCAUCCAAAAUUCCGUCUUUCGGGAGGCAAAUAGCCCGAGCAGUUCCGAGCAAAACCCCCUUAAACAACAACAACAUCCCCAGCGAAAAAUCAAAUAUUCCAGCCAAGUCCCUGAGCGCCGACAGGACGAAUAAAAACACACGGUUAUACAACAGAUCGACCAGUGCGGAUAGUCGAGAACCUGUGAAGAAACUGCAGGCCUCUUCUUCAACUCACAGCUUGAAAAAUGAGCCGAAAGCGGCGAAUGGGGCUCUGGGGAAAAGAUCAGGCAUUCCCAGUCUGGCCCAGAGGUCGCAAAGCAAUGUCAGUGUGGCUUCGAAUGGAUGCGCUAAGAAGCAAGUUACGAGUAAAAUUGCCAGCUUAUGGAAGAGGGUCGAGGAGAGCAAAGCGAGACAGUUUCCAUCGCAAGAUAAACGAGUGUGGAUACACAGCGAAAACGAGUCAACAAAGCCAUCGUUAGUGUUGGAAAGUGACAUCGGUGAAACUAGCCCAAGCUUGGCCUCCCCUCAUCAAGAGUAAGCUUCCAUUAAACAUUUCGCUAUACAAAUAAUAUAACAUUGUUGUCGCCAGUCGAUGAUAAUCUCGCGGACUAUUAAUUCACUGUUUCGUGUUAAUUUUAAAGUUAAAUUUAAGUUUAAUCACUGCAGGUUAGGUAUGUUUAAAAAUUGUUUUAGUUCAUUAAGUAUGUUAGUCGCAAAUUACAGGUGAGUUCGCCACGAACAUGGGUUUACUGGGUGUGCAAACAUACGAUUCUAGUCUUCGUAAAUGUAAAAACAAGACAGCUUUUUAGGGCGCCACUUUACUACCGUCGUCGUUCGAUUGAACUGAAUAGAAAUUCGUUCAAUGGUCCCGCGGGAUGUAUCUGAAAGUGUUCAUGCUUCGCUUGAGAGGACUUUCGUUGAAAGAUAUCACUGAUUUAGGUCGUCCAAACAUUUGGAGAUUGAACAGGCAUAAUUUAGAGCAGCGGCUACGUUAUGAUACGCUGAGGCAAGGAAAGGUCCUGGCAAUUUUCAAUAAUCCAGAAAAACCGUGGGAUUUCCGAGAUGUUGGCGGCUCGACAAUGCGCAAGCCGAUUAGUCAACACUGGCGAUCGAUACUAAAAUUCACCCUAAAAACUACUUCAUAUUUUAUAAAGACUGUAUACCAAUGUAGGCGUAUUUUUUCGUGAUAUUACAAUUACCAAGUAGUUUAUUAUUAUUAUUAUUCUCGUGUACAUAAACUAGCGUAAAGAAUGUCAAAUAUAAAUACAUAGUAAUUUUAUAACGUUUCAACGUACAUGUUUAUAAAAUGUAAAUGAUAUGUAUUUGUUUUUGUUGGAGGUUAUAUGUACUUACUCACUUUUAGUUUCAAUCAAGCAAAAUAAAAUAAGUUUGCUUUCCAA